Molecule: messenger RNA, 1707 nt
Organism: Lachancea sp. 'fantastica'
Lineage: Eukaryota; Fungi; Ascomycota; Saccharomycetes; Saccharomycetales; Saccharomycetaceae
Source: the annotation of a GenBank genome assembly
AUGGAAAGAUCGGUCGCUCGAAGACUUGACCAACAAACAACUACCUCAAUUCAACUGGAAGCGUCGCAAAUUCAAAGUCUUCAGGCAUUCAGCAACAUGUCCGAAAUAAUACCGCGGCAUGGAAGUACACAUUUCGCUAAUAUCCCGUACGGCUACUAUGCGCUUUGGGUGAGUGUUGCUUUCAUUUUGUUCACAAUCGCGGGCAGAUUUGUUCUUGGAAGUCGCUCCAAGUCGAAUAGCUACUACAGAAGUCUACUGGGUAGAAAAUGGUACAACGCAUCGCCCGCCCUGGGACUCCCAGUUCUGUAUAUCGCAUUGGUCAUUCCGUUUGUGAGACAUUACAGCAUCGCGGAUCACGUGACUCUGUACUUGAAGCGUUUAGGAAGACUAAGCUACGUGUUAGCGACGUUGAAUCUAUUCAUUACGCUUCGACCCAACCUACUUCUACCCAGAUUUGUCUAUUUGGAUCUCAUUCCACUCCACAAAUGGAUUUCGAGAUCAAUUUUUCUUCUGGCCCUUUUACACGGGAUCGGCUUUUUGAUUUGGUGGGCCAAAGCUCCGGGAGUUUCCAUCGUUGACAAGAGUUUUAAGAAUGUUUGGAAUUUGCUGGGCGUAAUAGUUUUGGGACAGUUCUCUUUGUUGGUGUUGGUUUCCGUGAAAGGUAUGCGCAAGUUGAGCUACCGCACCUUCUACCUUGUGCAUUCGCUUGCCUCUUGGUCGUUUGUUUUCAUGAUUGGACUGCAUGCAAGACCUGGAGUUUUCUUGCCCUACACAUUGAUUAAUACCGGGCUUUUUGUACUGCACAUCUUAUCCAAGACGGUUUUUGCGCGGGCAGUCGAGAUCUUACAUCCAGGCGAUGAGAAUAAUGAAAGUUUUUCGAGGCUCACUCAAAUUUCGCUCCCUCGAAAUGCCAUGCCAGAGUCUUUUACGCCCGGUUCCCAUCUGCGAAUCUCGCCUUACGGUCGCUUGAAUCCUCUUUAUUAUCUGCUUCCAUCACACCCAUAUACGGUCUCUUCUCUUCCAAAUGACACUAAUGUGGAUCUCAUUAUAAGAGAACACCCUAAUGGGUUCCGCCUGCAAACUGGGCUAAGAUACACAGUUCAGAAUCAUUUCGAUUCCCUCUCGUCUAGCUGUCUGAACAAAGCGACACGAGUAGUUCUGGUUUGCGGUGGAAGUGGUAUUUCUUAUGGUCUUCCAAUCUUUCGCUCUUUUGCUUCUUUAGAGAAAAGAGACCAGAUUCAAUACUUGAAACUUAUUUGGCUCGUUAGAGACAAGGAAGACCUUUCAGCACUCAAACAUUUGAAUUUCGAUGACCACUUUGCUGAGGUUCAUGUAUAUAUUACUUCAUCUGUGCCCAAGGAUGAUACAGAUAACAACAGCACAGCAGAAGAUGCACAUCAAACAAGUCCUGUUGUUGCGGGCACCGACGAUUUGGAGUUUGAGUUAGAAAGUAUGACCGAUGAGGUCAACCAAAAUGGGGGUUUAAACCACAUGUCGGACGUGGAAUCAACCAUAACUGGCCUCGCAGCUAAUGUACAUCUCGGGAAAAGACUGGAUUGGGCGACGGAUCUGGCUCAACUUGUGGAAGGAGACUCUCUAGACACUACGUGGCUUGUUACUUGUGGGCCAAAAGGGCUCAAUGACGCGGGAAAAGAAUACGCCAACCAAAACAAAAUAAAUUUGGCAUGCGAGACUUAUGCACUCUAA